AUGGCCGCCGCCGCCGCCGCCGCUCGAUGCCUCAUGCUCCGGCCAUCGCCCCGGACUGAGGCCACGAAGACCCCUUCCUCCGUCCACGCCUCCUCCAGCGCCACCCCGCUCCCUCUCCGCGCGGCCGCCUCCCCGAGUUCAGCCCGCCGUCUCCGGCCGAUGCCGCUCCGGUGCUCCUCCCCGCCAUCAGGAGGCUCCGCCGAGCCGGGGCUCGCCGUGCUCCUCGAAGUGGAAGGAGUUCUUGCAGAUGUCUACCGCUUCGGCUACCGCCAAGCUUUCAAUGUAGCAUUUCAAAAUCUUGGCUUGGAUUGUGCGAAUUGGACAGAGCCAAUAUAUGCUGAUUUAGUGAGGAAAUCUAGUGGCGACGAGGAAAGGAUGCUGGUGCUGUUCUUUGAUAGGAUUGGCUGGCCUACAUCUCUGCCAACUAGUGAGAAAGGGUCAUUUACAAAACGUGUUCUUAGUGAGAAGUUGAAAGCUUUGGAAAAGCUCUCUGCUUCUGAUGACUUACCACUGCGUCCUGGAGUUGAGAAGUUCAUCGAUGAUGCACUUAGUGAGGGUGUGCCUGUAGCCAUAUUGGCAACAUAUGGCAGAAAUGGAGAGAAGAUUUCAAGAUCAAUAGUUGAGAAGUUAGGCCCUGAGAGAACGUCGAAAAUAAACAUUGUUGGAAAAGACGAGGUUGAAAGAAGUCUUUAUGGGCAGCUUGUUCUUGGUGAAGGAGUUGCCUCCAGUUUGGAUGAACAACUUACCAAGGAAGUACAAAAGGCCGCUUCUGCAGAGAAACAGAGGAUAGCAGAAGAGGUUGCAUCACUUCUAAAACUCAGCGUUGACAUUAACACAGCAUCUAAAAGUUCCGAGAAGAUAAUAGCCACGCUGCGAGCUGGGGCCGAAUAUGUGGGAUGCAAUGUGCAAAACUGCAUCCUUGUAGCGGGUAGCCAACCCAGCGUCAUCGCAGCUGAGCGCAUUGGCAUGCCGUGCAUAGUUGUCCGAAGCAGCCUAACUGCUAGAGCAGAAUUUCACUCCGCAAAGGCCGUCAUGGAUGGAUUCGGUGAUACGGACCUAACAGUAUCAAAACUACUUAGCAAGAGGUGGUCCUAA
Messenger RNA from Triticum turgidum subsp. durum (durum wheat), 1095 nucleotides. NCBI's taxonomy places the organism in Eukaryota, Viridiplantae, Streptophyta, Magnoliopsida, Poales, Poaceae. The record is from the annotation of a GenBank genome assembly.